GCAAAAGCUGAGUGAUAAUUCUCUGAGAUUCAGACAACAUAUUUCUGAACUACUUUUCUUGGCUUUUUGUUUGUUUGUUUGUUUUUUAAUCUUUUCUAGUCCCUUGUGUGAAGAACACCAUGGCAGCAGAAGUUGUGGGUGGAGCUUUUCUCUCUGCUUCUCUUCAGGUUUUGCUUGAUAGGUUGGCUUCUCAGGAGGUCGUUGACUUCAUUCGGGGGAAAAAACUCGACGAGGGGAUGCUCAAGAAGCUGAAAAUUAAGCUUUUAUCCGCUAAUGCAGUGCUGAAUGAUACCGAGGAGAUGCAAAUGAAAAAUCAAUCUGUGAAAGAGUGGCUUGAUGAGCUCAAGGAGGCAAUUUUUGAUGCAGAAGACUUGAUGGCUGAGAUUAACGCCGAAGCUUUGCGGUGCAAGCUAGAAGGUGAAGGCGGCACAAGUCAGGUACUGAAACUCCCCACAACUUCAUUCGUUGCAUUUGGCAAAGCAAUAGAAUCUAAGAUGGCGGAUAUCCUUGAUAGAUUAGAAUAUGUUUUGGCACAAAAAUCUCUUCUGGGUUUGGAAAAUUCUGUACAAAACAGACCUCUACGUAGAUUGCCUGCAACUUCUUUGGUAGAAGAAUCUGGUGUUUAUGGUAGGGACACUGAGAAAGAAGAUAUUAUCAGUUUGUUGAUAUCGGAUGAUGUUAAUAGUGACAAGGUAUCAGUGAUUCCGAUCGCGGGUAUGGGCGGGAUUGGAAAGACCACUCUUGCUCAAGUUGCUUAUAAUGAUGAUAGAGUGACAGAACAUUUUGAUCUUAGAGUGUGGGUUUUUGUAUCUGCUGAAUUUGAUGUUUUUGCGAUAACGAAAACCAUCUUUGAGGCGGUCACCUGUCAAACAUGUGGUAUGCAAGACCUAAAUAAGCUUCAAGUUGAAUUGAAAAAGGCUUUGAAUGGGAAGAAGUUUCUUUUUGUUCAUGAUGAUGUGUGGAACACCAAUUACGAAUAUUGGAAUCUCUUAAAGCGUCCUUUUGAACUCGGAGCACGCGGAAGCAAAAUUAUUGUGACGACUCGCAAUGAAAGAGUUGCAUCAAUGAUGGGUACAGUUCCGACUUAUCGUCUACGAGCAAUAUCCGAUGAAGAUUGUUGGAGGGUAUUUGCAAAACAUGCUUUCAACAAUGCAGGCUUAGGCGCGCAUCUUGGUCUGGAAGAAAUUGGCAGAAAAAUCGUUAAAAAGUGCAGAGGCCUUCCUUUAGCAGCAAAGUCCCUUGGUGGUCUUUUGCGAUGUGAAUUGAGUUAUGAAAAAUGGGAAAGAAUACUAAAGAGCGAUGUAUGGGAGUUGUCUGAUGAAGAGAAUGCCAUUCUUCCAUCUCUGUGGUUAAGUUACUACGAUCUUCCAUCACAUCUGAAGCGAUGUUUUGCUUAUUGCUCAAUAUUUCCCAAGGAUUAUGAAUUUUCUAAAGCAGAAUUAGUUUCCUUGUGGAUGGCAGAAGAACUUUUGCUUCCUCAAAAAAAGAAAAGGAUUGAAGAAGUUGGGGAGGAGUAUUUCGAGGUUCUAAUAUCAAGGUCGCUCUUUCAAAAGUCAAGUUCUAGCCAAUUUCUUUUCACCAUGCAUGACCUAGUGAAUGAUUUGGCCACAUUUGUAUCGGGUAAAUUUAGCUUGAGAUUGGAUGACGAUGACUUGCCUAACCUUAUCAGUAAGGCUCGGCAUUUGUCAUAUUCGAACGGAACGACUUAUAACCUUCGGAGAUUCGAGGCUUUAUCUGAAGCUAAAUGCUUGCGCACAUUCCUACCAAUAGGAUGGGGAAAUGUGAAAGAACUCCCGUUUUUUAACCAACUUCUAUCUGCCGUACGAUUCUUAAGGGUGCUUUCAUUAUGUAUGUAUCCCAUCAUAGAGUUGCCCGAAUCAAUAGGCAAUUUGAAGCAUCUGAGGUAUUUGGACUUAUCCGAGACUCAAAUUAAAGAAAUACCAAAUCCAGUGUGCACCCUAUACAAUUUGCAGACGCUACUAUUGUCGUACUGCAGAAAUCUCACUCGGUUACCAACCAACAUGGGAAGCCUGAUUAACUUGCGCCAUCUAGACAUUGAAGGCACGCCUUUAGAAGAGAUGCCAUUGCAUAUGUGCCGCAUGAAAGAUUUGCAGGCACUAACUGAUUUUGUUUUGGGAAAAGACAGCGGGUCGCGAAUCAAAGAGUUGAGAGAACUUCAAUAUCUGCGCGAAGUCUUCGCGUUUCGGGUCUUCAAAACGUUGUCGAUGUUGAGGAUGUUUCAGAUGCCAAUUUGAAAGAGAAGAAGUACCUA
This is a messenger RNA of Morus notabilis, 2272 nucleotides long. Its product is annotated as putative disease resistance RPP13-like protein 1. The record is from RefSeq and is a predicted model, not a curated record. The transcript has a single exon. Lineage: Eukaryota; Viridiplantae; Streptophyta; Magnoliopsida; Rosales; Moraceae. Gene Ontology annotation, molecular function: protein binding; ADP binding. Bases 120 to 2255 code for a protein of 711 amino acids. Gene Ontology annotation, biological process: defense response to other organism.